Messenger RNA from Closterium sp. Naga37s-1, 1536 nucleotides. The record is from the annotation of a GenBank genome assembly. NCBI's taxonomy places the organism in Eukaryota, Viridiplantae, Streptophyta, Zygnematophyceae, Desmidiales, Closteriaceae.
AUGUCUCUCCGUCCUAGUGCUCGUACUGAGGCCAGGAAGUCAUCGUACAAGCAGGCUGUUAGCGCUGAUGAGGCACGUAGGCGCCGUGAGGACAACAUGGUGGAAAUUCGGAAGAGUAAGAGGGAGGAAAGCUUGCUGAAGAAGCGCAAGGAGGGGAUGCAAGCACAAGUAGACCUUCCCAAGAUUCCUGUGGCUACGGUCGAGAAGAAGCUUGAAAGCCUUCCUGCCAUGGUUCAAGGCGUAUGGUCAGAAGAUCCGCAAACGCAGGUCGAAGCAACCACACAGUUUCGGAAGCUGUUAUCGAUUGAACGUAGUCCCCCAAUCGAGGAAGUCAUCAAAGCCGGGGUCGUCCCUCGGUUCACGCAGUUUUUGCAGAAUUACGACCUUCCCCAGCUUCAGUUUGAGGCUGCGUGGGCCUUGACCAACAUUGCCUCUGGUACUUCAGACCACACCCGUGUGGUGAUUGAGCACGGCGCAGUUCCUAUUUUCGUUCAGCUUCUCAGUUCGCCCAGCGAUGAUGUACGGGAGCAGGCUGUCUGGGCUCUGGGGAACAUCGCGGGAGACUCGCCGAAGUGCAGAGAUUUGGUUCUUAGCCACAACGCUAUGGGUCCGCUCCUUGCACAAUUGAACGAGAACUCGAAGCUUUCCAUGCUUCGCAACGCGACGUGGACCCUUUCGAACUUCUGCCGCGGAAAGCCCCAGCCUCCUUUUGAACAGUCCAAACCUGCUCUCCCAGCACUUGAGCGGCUUAUUCACUCCACCGACGAGGAGGUCUUAACGGAUGCCUGUUGGGCUUUGUCAUACCUAUCGGAUGGCACCAAUGACAAGAUUCAGGCAGUCAUAGAUGCUAAUGUGUGCCGAAGGCUGGUUGAGCUUCUCUUGCAUCCUUCGCCUUCCGUUCUCAUCCCUGCCCUUCGCACCGUGGGCAACAUCGUUACCGGGGACGAUGAUCAGACGCAGGCCAUUAUCAACAACAAUGCCUUGCCGUGCCUGCUAGCCCUCUUGACCACCAACCAUAAGAAGAGCAUCAAGAAAGAGGCCUGCUGGACAAUCUCCAAUAUUACUGCUGGGAACAAGGAACAGAUUCAGGCUGUUAUUGACGCCAACAUAAUCCCUCCUCUCCGGCAUCUGCUUGAGACUGCUGAGUUCGACAUCAAGAAGGAGGCUGCAUGGGCGAUCUCCAAUGCUACUUCGGGCGGUACACAUGAUCAAAUCAAGAUUGUCACGGUGGCGCUUGAGGGGUUGGAGAACAUCCUUAAGGUUGGGGAGGCUGAGAAGGAGCUGGGUCACACAGGAGGGAUCAACAUGUACGCCCAGUAUAUUGAUGAAGCAGAAGGCUUGGAGAAGAUUGAGAACCUCCAGACGCAUCAGAACAACGACAUUUAUGAAAAGGCUGUCAAGAUCCUGGAGACGUACUUCGGCCUGGACGAGGAUGAGGAUCAGCAGCUGGCACCACAAGUAGAUGCCAAUCAGCAGACGUACGCCUUUGGAGAAAGUCAGCCCAUGGUCCCCAGUGGCGGAUUCAACUUUGGUUGA